Diabrotica virgifera virgifera (western corn rootworm) is the source of this 1936-nucleotide messenger RNA. RefSeq names its product homeobox protein Nkx-2.1 (gene scro). Bases 1 to 1422 code for a protein of 473 amino acids. The transcript has 7 exons. Lineage: Eukaryota; Metazoa; Arthropoda; Insecta; Coleoptera; Chrysomelidae. Gene Ontology annotation, biological process: cell differentiation; regulation of transcription by RNA polymerase II. The record is from RefSeq and is a predicted model, not a curated record. Gene Ontology annotation, molecular function: RNA polymerase II cis-regulatory region sequence-specific DNA binding; DNA-binding transcription factor activity, RNA polymerase II-specific. Gene Ontology annotation, cellular component: nucleus.
AUGCGUGCAAGAUCCAAACGAGUUCUGAAGGAAAGCAAAAAAGAAUCAUGGAAAAAAUUUGUAAACAGCAUAACUUCAGAUACCCCUCCCGCCCAAAUGUGGACCAAAAUCAAACAAAUGAGAGGACUAAACACAUAUCGAAAAAUACCCGCAAUAACAGACGGAGAUAACAUCAUUACAAAUGAUAACCAAAUAACAGAAACUCUAGCCAAAUACUUUCAAAACAAAACUAAGUCUGAACUCUCCGUUCCGUACCCCACAAACCACUCGCCACCUAUCCCUAUCCAAACCAAUCCAAUAAACCUUGCCUUCACAGAAGAAGAGCUAAAUUUGGCAAUAUCAUCAAUGAAAAACUCUUCUGCAGGUGGCAGCUACGGGGAAGGCCCCGUAGUUCCCGGCGAUAGAGGUGACCUCCACGGCCUGCUACCCGAGCUCAAUGGCGUUGAGCUGGCUAUGAGCUUGAGCCCAAAGCAUCUCCAAGGUCCACAGGUUCUCAGUCACUUGCAACAGCUCCACCACUCUACUCCUUUCAGCGUUACGGACAUUCUAAGCCCCAUAGAAGAAUCAUAUCGAAAACUGGAAUUGUCUACGAAUCCUCCUUCACCCUAUAGAUCAACUUCAAGCGGUAGCAGUAUAAACUCUCCUGGGAUCAGUGGUUCCGGUGGUAACGGCUGCAGUAUGAACGGCAGUUAUCCAGUAAUGGGCCAAUUCGGCGGGGGCCAGUACUGCCCUGUCUCUGAAAACUUAGGUCUUACUCCCCAUUACUCUUCUGGAUGGUAUCAAACCUCAGCGGCAGACCCUAGAUUUGCAAUUUCCAGAUUGAUGGGCAGCACGGCAACAGCAGCGAACAUGGGUCACGGCCUAAACAGCGGCAUGCCCGGGCUAGGCGCGUGCGCAGUCUCCGAUUCCAAGCCCAUGCAGUUUCCGUUGGCGCAACGUCGGAAAAGGCGGGUCCUCUUCACGCAGGCACAGGUGUACGAAUUGGAGAGGCGGUUCAAGCAACAAAAAUACCUAUCAGCACCGGAAAGAGAGCAUCUAGCAUCCUUAAUACACUUAACACCAACUCAAGUGAAAAUUUGGUUCCAGAACCACAGGUACAAGUGCAAGCGACAAGCCAAAGAAAAGGCGAUGGCUGAACAAAACCAGCACAACCAGUCUUCAAGUUCACCACGACGAGUAGCAGUUCCAGUUCUAGUCAAAGACGGUAAACCAUGUUCAGGUGGUGGUAACAACACGAAUCAAACAGCCACCUCGAGCGCCUCAUCUGACACAUCGCGAACGCAACAAUCACCCGCUUGCCAACCGCCCCAACAACAGACGCAGUGUAUGGCUAACAGCGGGCUUGCAAUGGCCUAUCGGCAGCAGGGGAACUACCAGCAGCAAUGCGCAGGCUACCUGCCACUGCAGACGCGGGCUUGGUAGUACGAAAUGGAAAACUUUUGCUAUGAACAAUACGGAUUGGUGUACUGCGGAGAUGUGUAAAGUUAGAAUUUAUAUGUGCAGUAAGGUAAUCCUCACAUUGUAUAGUUUUUAUAAGCUUCUUUGAAAAAAAAAAUACAGACUUAUAUUGCAAAGCUGUUAAGUAUCAAUUUGUAUUUAUUUAUUCAUUCUAAUUAAGCGCGUAGGCGCAAAAUUUCGCGCCAAUGUGUUUUAAAUGCAUUUAUUUUUUUGUAAAGUAGUUGCAAGUAUUUUUGAAAAAUUUUAACGCAAAAUGAAAGGUUACAUUAUUACCGAGGGCCGAAAGUCCCUUAGAAUAACCACAAACUUUUUUUUGAAUGAGAUAUUUGAAAUUAAAAAUCACAAUAAAUUUUCUCUUUUUGUUCACCCCUGUAACUUAUUAAAAUAAACAUUAUAUAAGUUUUCAGGGAUUUUCUAAAUUGUAAAAUUAAUAUGGUAUAACUAUAGACCCAAACCCAGACAUCCAAAGUGAAAGUUA